CUUUUAUUAUAAUAAUAAUUAGUUUUAUAUUAUAUAACUUUUAUUAACACUAUUUAUAAUUAUAAAUUUAUAGAAAGAAAGAAGAAAUGAGUGUUCAAUUUUUAAAUAUUGACGAAUGUAAAGCAGCUUUAGCAGAUUUAAGAAAUGAUUCAAAACCAACAGAUUGGAUGGCAUUAUCAUUUGAAUCACCAAAAUCACAAAAGAUUAAAUUAGUUGGUAGUGGUAGUGGUGGUGUUAAAGAAUUGGUUGAUAAUUUCCAAGAUGAUGUCGUUGGAUUUGCUUUAGUUAGAAAGAUUGAUAAAAUUGAUGAUAGUGAAACUGUUAAAUUUGCAUUCAUUAAUUUUAUUGGUGACAAAGUUGGUAUUCUCCAAAAGGGUAAAAUCUCUGUUACUAUUGGUGGUGUUAAAGAAUUCUUUGGUUCUUUCCAAUGCGAUUUUACCAUCACCUCAAGAAGUGAAAUCUCUGACGAAAUUGUUAUGGGUAAAAUUCAAGAGAUUUCAGGUUCAAGUUCACGUGUUUUAGAUGAAAGUGGUUCAAGAAAAGUUGGUACUAGCUCACCAACCAGCGGUGCAAGAAGAUCAACUGCUUUUUCAGGUUCAGUUGGUUCAUCAAAUAAAGAUGCUCUUAAAUUGGGUGAUGAAGCCGCUAUUCGUGAAGCCUUAAAAGAAUUUAGAUCAGAUGAUAGCGAAGUCGAUUGGGUUCUCUUUGGUUAUGAAGGUGGUAAUUCAAACACUGUUGUCUUAAUUGGUAAAGGUAGCAAUGGUCCAUCAGAAUUAAUUGAACAAUUACAAGACAAUAUGGUCGGUUAUGGUCUCGUUCGUAUCGUUGAAAAAAUUGAUAACAGUAACACCGUCAAAUUUGCCUACGUCAAUUGGGUUGGUGAAGAAAUCCCAAGAAUGUUACGUGCCCGUUUAGGUACCCACACUAAUUUCAUCAAGCAAUUAGUUCAACCAUACCACGUCGAUAUCAAAUGUACUACAAAAUCUGAAAUCUCUGAGAAGAUUAUCGUCGAUACUGUUGCCAAAGCUUCAGGUACCGCUUCAAUGGUCUUAGAAAAUGCUAAUCAAGGUGGUCGUCAAACUACAUC
Molecule: messenger RNA, 1087 nt
Organism: Dictyostelium purpureum
Lineage: Eukaryota; Evosea; Eumycetozoa; Dictyosteliales; Dictyosteliaceae
Exons: 1
Biological process (GO): regulation of actin filament polymerization
Cellular component (GO): actin filament; cortical actin cytoskeleton; plasma membrane
Molecular function (GO): actin filament binding
Source: RefSeq, a predicted model, not a curated record